GUAAUUGUGGGGACCCUCCUAUCCGCCACCGGCGCGAUUUUGAAUGCGCACAGCUCUUCAUUAGGACAACCGGUUCCUGCUUUCUCAAAAAGCUGAUACCCAUGUGUUAGGGUCAAUUACUGGGUCCGCAUUCCAAAGCAAUAUUUCGUCCUCACAAAAUGACCACUCAACUCCCUUUAACUGUCCUGUUUGAUCCUAUAUUUCAAUGAUUCAGAGCAUUUUUAUACUCACUACUACAAGCGAUGUGCUUUUGGAAAAACAUUGGGGAGGGAUUUCUUUGUUGCCAAAUUUAAGAGAUGUUUUCGAUGCGUCUCUACAAGUGACUUCUAACAGAAUCCUGGUUGCCACGGAGCUUCGCCAAGGAGUAUUUAUUCGAUUAUGCAACAAAAAUUUGCUUUUUGUUGCGGUAUGCGCAAAUGAAACUCCCCCUCUCUUCGUUAUAGAGUUUUUAAAUCGUUUGACGGAAAUAAUCACCGAAUAUUUUGCAACUGUGAAUGAGUUGAGUAUCAAAGAAAACCUGGUUUCAAUUUACGAGAUUAUCGACGAAAUGGUUGAACUAGGUUUCCCGCUGACCACUGAGUCGAACAUCUUGAAAGAUUUGAUAAAACCUGGCAAUCUGUUUCGAUCCCUAACGGAUGCAGUGGCGGGUAAACAUUCGGCAGUUGGUUCCAUUCUUCCGGCCUGCCAACUUUCUAAUGUGCGAUGGAGAAGAACCGGUCUGAAGUACACAAGCAACGAGGUGUACUUCGAUUUAAUUGAAGUGGUAGAUGCUAUUCUAGACACUUCCGGAAGCACUGUAUCCAAACAGGUCCAUGGUCGGAUCGAGUGCUUGGCGAAACUGACAGGAAUGCCGGAUUUGACUCUGAUUUUUUCUAAUCAUCGUAUCAUCGAAGAUGCCAGUGUGCACCCUUGUGUUCGGUUACUGCGAUGGACCAAGGAGGGAAUCUUGUCGUUCAUUCCACCCGAUGGUCGUUUUCGCCUGAUGGACUAUCGUACCACCUCUUUUAACUCACUUGCCCUACCCCUGUCGGUUCGCCACCACAUCGUUUGGCGCGAAAAACGAGGCAGACUGGAACUUUCUAUCGCAUCAAAAUUACCAGGGAAAUCGAUUGACUCAGUCAAACUAACGAUGCGGCUGUCACACGAUGUCUGCAACGUGGAUGUCACUCCUAGCUCUGGACGGUAUCGAUUUGACUUACAUACAAAGCAACUUGAAUGGGAUAUCGGACGCCUAGAAUCGACAGGCGUAGCUCCAACUCUAAAGGGUAACCUUGAAUUGUGUUCCAAUCACAGUCUACCUAUGAACCCCUCCAUAAUGGUCAGAUUUUCCAUUCCGAAGUUCUCCGCGUCUGGAUUGAAAAUCGCCCGCGUAGACUUAUACAAUGAGCCCUCGUUCCGUCCAGGCCGGAUUUCCAGACCUCGUCCAUCAUUCAUCCGAGCUGCUGACUCAAGGUGACCACGAAUUUGUAUGUGGUUGGACUGUUAACCCGACAUUGAAAAUACUUUGUGAUUUUUGUCAUUUCUGUUCACACUUGCUAAUUGUUAUUUAUCUUUUUGAAUCCUAGCCCACUACAUAUUUGGUUACUCC
Molecule: messenger RNA, 1588 nt
Organism: Dicrocoelium dendriticum
Lineage: Eukaryota; Metazoa; Platyhelminthes; Trematoda; Plagiorchiida; Dicrocoeliidae
Source: the annotation of a GenBank genome assembly